UAGCGUUUAAACUCUGACACGAGAGAUAAACGGUUACAUUAAAAUUUACAGUGCAAUUUCGUUCUUCUUCAAGAAAAGUGUUUCUACGACACUUAAUGAAUCAACGUCGCUGUUAAGUCAUUAUUGUCAUUCAAGGUCUAUUUUAUUAAACUAGUUUUUUUAUUGUUGAAGAGUUAGUGAUUUAGUGUAAUUCUUUUGUGGAAGUCGAUGAGUUGGAGUUCUAACAUGAGCAUCGUUGGUAUUGUUUUCGCCGCUCUUGCAGUUGCUUUAGUUACGGCUGAUGAAAUUAGUGACUGCAGAUGUGUUCCAGGACAUGAAGCAAGAAAGGAUUUUGAUGGGGUAGUAAAAUGUCAUUUUCCUCCCAAUUUGAUAAUGCUUCCUUAUGAUUGUAAUAUAACAGACUAUCCUCCAUGCAUUUGUUCAGGUUCAACAGAACCUGAGAAAAUAUUAACGACUGCUAAGGGAUUCGAAUGUAAAGAAGUCGAACAAGUUAAACCCCUUAAGUUCAGGCGAUGGCCGUGUGAGAAUAAGGAAGAAUGGGAGAAAUACUAUGAGAAACAAAAAACUUUAUGAGGACUUAAAACCUAUACCCUAACAUUCGGCAUGAAUUCUAAAAUUAAAUUUAGUAAAUUACAUGUUUUGAAAUAAAUUUUUGCAAGUUGU
Molecule: messenger RNA, 663 nt
Organism: Diabrotica virgifera virgifera (western corn rootworm)
Lineage: Eukaryota; Metazoa; Arthropoda; Insecta; Coleoptera; Chrysomelidae
Exons: 3
Coding region: 208-573 (121 amino acids)
Source: RefSeq, a predicted model, not a curated record